AUGCAUCGAGAUUUACAUUCGGGUAAUAUUUUAUUAAAGGAACAAUAUGAAGCUUAUAUUACCGAUUUAGGAUUAUCAAUAUCGUUUGAUGAAAAACAAGAUGGUCAGAUUCAUGGAGUUUUGCCAUAUUUAGCGCCUGAGGUCUUGAAAGACAACACAGCAAAAGAAUCAUUUAGUGAGGACACGUCAAGAUCAUCAAAAGCAUUUGCCAAUGAUGCUUGUGAUUUGGUUCAAUUGAAACUUGCAGGAACAAACCCACAAUCUGAUAGGGCUUCAGGGUGA
Molecule: messenger RNA, 282 nt
Organism: Ambispora leptoticha
Lineage: Eukaryota; Fungi; Glomeromycota; Glomeromycetes; Archaeosporales; Ambisporaceae
Source: the annotation of a GenBank genome assembly